AUGACUGGCGAGGGCAAAGCCGAGCGUGCCGACGCUCGCCGCCGCAGCUCACGUAUCUCUCGGGCAUCUCUGAGCGGGGACUGGAACAGUCUGGACGAGUAUGGAAAGCUCGUCAAAUAUGUGUCGACAUUCCAUGAUGGCGCUGCAGCGGAUGAAGAGCGGGGGGAACUGGUCGAGAAACGAGUCUGGUACGCCCCGUGGAAGAAGCGAAAGGUCCACGUCAAAAAGGUCGAGGCGGAAACCGGCAAGUUUCCGGACGAGUGGACCAUGACGGAUAUCCGAGAGGGACUUUCUAGCAAUGAAGUUCCACUGCGUCGCCGUCGGGCUGGGUGGAAUGAGUUGACGGCCGAGAAGGAGAAUCCUAUCGCUAAGGUCCUGUCUUACUUCCAGGGUCCAAUUCUCUACGUCAUGGAGUUGGCUGUUUUGCUUGCCGCUGGUCUAGAGGAUUGGGUUGACUUCGGUGUCAUCAUUGGUAUCCUGUGUCUGAAUGCGUCAGUGGGCUGGUAUCAGGAGAAGCAGGCUGCGGAUGUGGUUGCGAGUCUCAAGGGUGACAUUGCCCUGCGUGCGCAAGUUAUUCGUGACAGUACUCAACAAGAAUGUCUUGCUAGAGAGUUGGUUCCAGGCGAUGUAGUCAUUGUUGGCGAAGGUCAAGUUGUGCCUGCAGACUCCAGGGUCAUCUGUGACGUCAAGGAUGAACAUGGCUGGGAAGAGUUCAACCAACUUCAAGAGCAGGGUAUGCUAGGUGGAGGGUCCGAGUCUGAUGAAGAGGAUGACCCAAGCAAGGCCGAUAAGGAAAGGGAUGAAGGUGAUGGCAAGGCCAAGGAGGAAGACGAACACCAGGCAAAGAAGGCUCGCAGACGUGGUUAUCCUAUCUUGGCUUGUGAUCACUCUGCCAUCACGGGCGAGUCGCUUGCCGUGGAUCGUUAUAUGGGAGACAUGAUCUUUUACACGACUGGCUGCAAGCGUGGCAAGGCGUAUGCAGUCGUUCAAACGGGUGCGAGGACUUCCUUCGUUGGCCGCACUGCAACUAUGGUGCAAUCUGCUAAAGGUGCUGGUCACUUCGAACUUGUCAUGGACAAUAUCGGAACAUCUCUCUUGAUUCUUGUUAUGGCCUGGAUCCUCGCUGCGUGGAUUGGUGGUUUCUUCCGUCAUAUUCCUAUCGCUUCGCCUGGUCAGCAGACUUUGCUUCACUACACUCUGUCUUUGUUAAUCAUUGGUGUACCUGUCGGUCUACCUGUUGUGACGACUACCACCAUGGCUGUUGGUGCUGCCUAUCUGGCAAAAAAGAAAGCCAUUGUGCAAAAGCUGACUGCAAUUGAAUCGCUAGCCGGUGUUGACAUUCUGUGUUCCGACAAGACCGGUACUCUGACGGCAAACAAACUGAGUAUUCGUGAUCCUUAUGUGGCUGAAGGCGUCGAUGUUGACUGGAUGUUCGCCGUUGCUGCUCUCGCAUCCUCGCACAAUAUUGAAUCUCUCGAUCCGAUUGAUAAGGUGACAAUCUUGACGCUUAGACAAUACCCAAGAGCACGAGAAAUCUUGCGACGGGGUUGGUCAACUGAAACUUUCACGCCCUUUGAUCCGGUUUCAAAACGCAUUGUCACUGUUGCCACCUGCGAUGGCAUUCGAUAUACCUGCACCAAAGGCGCUCCGAAAGCCGUGCUUCAAUUGACAAACUGCUCAAAGGAGACUGCGGACUUAUACAAGGCCAAAGCCCAAGAAUUUGCGCAUCGAGGCUUCCGCUCUCUGGGUGUUGCUGUUCAAAAGGAAGGCGAAGAUUGGGCUUUGCUUGGAAUGCUGCCUAUGUUUGAUCCGCCCCGAGAAGACACAGCCCAUACUAUUAGCGAAGCGCAGAAUCUCGGUAUCAGCGUCAAGAUGCUCACCGGUGAUGCUAUUGCCAUUGCAAAAGAAACCUGCAAGAUGCUGGCUUUGGGCACCAAGGUGUAUAACUCAGACAAGCUAAUUCACGGCGGUUUGAGUGGUGCUAUGGCUAGUGAUCUUGUUGAAAAAGCGGACGGCUUUGCCGAGGUAUUCCCGGAACACAAAUACCAAGUCGUACAAAUGCUGCAAGAACGAGGCCACUUGACCGCUAUGACCGGUGAUGGUGUAAAUGACGCACCGUCUCUUAAAAAAGCUGAUUGUGGCAUUGCCGUUGAAGGCGCCUCGGAAGCCGCCCAGUCUGCAUCAGACAUCGUAUUCCUUGAACCUGGACUUUCGACCAUCAUUGACUCGAUUAAGGUCGCACGUCAAAUCUUCCACCGCAUGAAGUCAUACAUCCAGUACCGCAUUGCACUAUGCUUGCACCUUGAGAUCUACCUGGUGACUUCGAUGAUUAUCCUCAAUGAAAGCAUCCGUGUCGAGCUUAUUGUCUUCCUGGCAUUAUUCGCUGAUCUUGCGACCGUUGCGGUGGCCUAUGAUCAUGCAUCCUUCGAGUUACGACCUGUUGAAUGGCAACUUCCCAAAAUCUGGCUCAUUUCUUGCGUACUUGGUGUACUUCUCGCCUUAGGUACGUGGGUUAUACGAGGCAGCAUGUUCCUGAAGUCCGGAGGCAUUAUCCAAAACUGGGGAUCUAUUCAAGAGGUUCUCUUUUUGGAAGUGGCGCUCACAGAGAAUUGGCUCAUUUUUGUCACUCGCGGCAUCGACACAUGGCCAUCUAUCCACCUGGUGACCGCGAUCCUCGGCGUUGACACUUUGGCUACUAUCUUCUGUCUGUUUGGUUGGUUUACCAACGAAGACAUGAAGACCAAGCCGGCAGAUCACUUUGUAGAGACGAAGAAUGGCUGGACUGACAUCGUCACUGUUGUACGAAUCUGGGGUUAUUCACUUGGUGUGUCGAUUGUUAUCGCUUUGGUAUACUUCAUCUUGAACAAGAUCAAGUGGCUCGAUAAUAUGGGUCGUGUCCAGCGCGACAAGGGGGAGAUCAAAAUCGAGAGUUUCCUUGCUCACUUGUCUCGUCUUGUGGUUGAGUACGAGGAAGGGGGCGCCCCGAAAGGCCGGUUACGCUUGGCUACAAGCAAGGAGGAGGAGGAGGCUGAGUAA
This is a messenger RNA of Penicillium samsonianum, 3036 nucleotides long. RefSeq names its product putative plasma membrane H(+)ATPase. The record is from RefSeq and is a predicted model, not a curated record. Gene Ontology annotation, molecular function: ATP binding; ATP hydrolysis activity; P-type proton-exporting transporter activity. Gene Ontology annotation, cellular component: plasma membrane. The transcript has 4 exons. The coding region runs from base 1 to 3036 and encodes 1011 amino acids. Gene Ontology annotation, biological process: regulation of intracellular pH; proton export across plasma membrane. NCBI's taxonomy places the organism in Eukaryota, Fungi, Ascomycota, Eurotiomycetes, Eurotiales, Aspergillaceae.